AUGCCCUUGCCCAAGGUACCGCCCAGCGGGGUUUGGGCUCCGACUAUUACCUUCUUCGACCACAGCACAGACACCCUCGACACCGAAUCACAAGCGAAGUACUUCUCGUAUCUAUCCAAAACCGGCCUCGCUGGCCUGGUAGUCUUGGGAACAAAUGCCGAAACUUUUCUGUUGACACGCGAGGAGCGCAAGACGCUCCUGGAGACGGCGAGGAAAGCAUGCGGGCCGGAUUACCCCAUCAUGGCUGGCGUGGGCGGCCACUCGACCAAGCAAGUACUCGAAUUUGUCGCCGAUGCUGUCGAUGCCGGAGCCAACUAUGUCCUACUCCUUCCACCAGCUUAUUUUGGAAAACAAACUACGCCGGCAGUCAUCAAGAACUUCUUCGACGAUGUGGCCCCGGAGUGCCCGCUGCCUAUCGUCAUCUACAACUUCCCGGUCGUCUGCAACGGCAUCGACCUUGACUCGGCGACCAUAGCCAGCCUGGCCAGGGCGCACAGCAACAUUGUGGGUGUGAAGCUGACGUGCGGCGCCGUGGCCAAGAUCACGCGUCUCGCGGCCGAGCUUCCAGCAGAUCAAUUUAUUACGUACGGAGGCCAGUCGGACUUUUUGAUCGGCGGGCUGGCCGCUGGCUCCGGGGGCACGAUUGCCGGCUUCGCUAACGUGUUCCCAAAGACCAUUGUCCAGAUCUACAAUCUUUACCAGGCAGGCAAGUUCCAAGAAGCAAUGGACCUGCACAAGAAGGCGGCGCUGGCGGAGCAGCCUUGCAAGGCGGGCAUUGCCUAUGUCAAGUAUGCCGCGGCACUCAACACCGCGAAAGCGGCCGGCAUCGAGGGAGCGUUGGAAAAGCUGAAGCCUAGGCGGCCCUACGUUGAGCCCACGGAUGCCGAGAAGAAGUCCAUAGAGUCGCAGACCGCGCCCUUGGUUAGCAUUGAGGCGAGUCUAUGA
Molecule: messenger RNA, 945 nt
Organism: Thyridium curvatum
Lineage: Eukaryota; Fungi; Ascomycota; Sordariomycetes; Thyridiales; Thyridiaceae
Exons: 1
Coding region: 1-945 (314 amino acids)
Molecular function (GO): 4-hydroxy-tetrahydrodipicolinate synthase activity
Source: RefSeq, a predicted model, not a curated record